Molecule: messenger RNA, 598 nt
Organism: Seriola dumerili (greater amberjack)
Lineage: Eukaryota; Metazoa; Chordata; Actinopteri; Carangiformes; Carangidae
Product: ATPase inhibitor B, mitochondrial-like
Exons: 3
Coding region: 110-436 (108 amino acids)
Biological process (GO): negative regulation of ATP-dependent activity
Cellular component (GO): mitochondrion
Molecular function (GO): ATPase inhibitor activity
Source: RefSeq, a predicted model, not a curated record
UUUCUCCACGCCCAUGUGAGACGUUUAAAUUUCCGCAUUUUGAGCUCAGACCAGAGGAACUAAACUAAAGUUUACCUGUGCUGUUGCAUAUAGUAAUUUACGAGUGACAAUGUCGAGGUUUCUCCUGAGAUUAAACCUACGGAGAUGUGUCGCCUCUCAGAUUAGAAUGGCAUCUGAUCAGCUUGGUGAAUUGGGCAAGGGAGCAGGCAAAGGUGGUGGUGGAGGAGGCUCUGUGAGGGAGGCAGGCGGUGCUUUUGGAAAGAAACAAGUAGCAGAGGAGGAGUGGUACUUCAGGCAAAAGGAGAAGGAGCAGAUGGAGGCGCUGAGGAAGCAUCAUGCAGAGGAGAUUGAGCACCACAAGAAGGAGAUUGAGCGCCUACAGAAGGAGAUUGACCGCCACAAGGGCAAAAUCAGAAAGCUUAAACAUGAUGACUGAAGCAGGGAAGACUGUCAUCAUUCCUCCUCCUGAGAGUCCAUCCAUCUUAUUACUUAUCAGAUAUUGAUUGAUUUACUGCUGGUCAAGGCAGGUCCUGUAUCAGACAUCACACUGGCAUCAUGAAUACUAAAAAAACAAUAAAGUACUUAAUUUUUCACAUUC